AUGUCGGCGCUGCUGCCCUCGGAGGGGCUCCCCGGCACUGAGCGUGGAGCAGAGAAUGGGGAGAACUCGCGGUACAAGUCGUCCGGCUCCAGUGGCGAAGAGGAGCUGAACCUGGGCAAGAAGAAGCUGCGGAGGCAAAGGACUCACUUCACCAGCCAGCAGCUGCAGGAGCUGGAGGCCACCUUCCAGCGCAACCGCUACCCUGACAUGAGCACCAGGGAGGAGAUCGCAGGCUGGACCAACCUGGCGGAACCCAGGAUCAGGGUCUGGUUUAAGAACCGCAGAGCCAAGUGGCGGAAGAAGGAACGGCACCUGCAGACCGAGCUGUGCAAGGGGGGCUUUGGCCCCCAGCUGAACGGUCUGCCCAGGGGCCCGUAUGAAGACCUCUACCGCAGCUACUCCUACAACAGCUGGGCCCCCAAGGGCUUCCAGGCCAGCUCCCUCCCCGGCAAAAGCUUCCAGCUCUUCAAUACUGUGGAUCUCAAUUCCUUCUCCCAACAAGCCAUGUUCCCAGGGGUCGCAACAGCCUCCAUGCCCAGGGUCCCGGCCCUGGAGAACUUCAACAACCUGGCCGGCCCCGCCAGGUCUCCCGCCCCCACCUACGGACCCGAAGCUUCGCCUUAUAUGUACAGGGACUCCUGCAAUGCAAGCCUGGCAGGGCUGAGACUCUGGGCAAAGCAGCCCCAGCCCCUUGGCCUCGAGGUCCUUCCAAGCCCAGCCGCGAGCCCCAGCUCCUGCCAGUACACACUGGACAGGCCCGUGUGAAGGGGACCCCAGAGCACCGAUACCAGCCCCCCUCGCCAGACUGUAUAGAGGGGCGGGGGGUUCUCUCACCAAGGACAGUGUGGAGGGAGGGGGGUUCCCCAGUCCUGGGACAGUGCUGCCCUCAAAGCCCAUGCACCCCACCUCCCUCUGCCAGUGCCUAGCUCAGGGAGCCCAGGGGGUGCCAAAGGCCAUGAGUAGCUCAAAAGAUUGUGGCUUAGCCCAAGACCAGUAGAUCUAGCCCCCGACAAAGCUCACUGCAGGCAAAGUGCAGCACUUUGGGUUAAAUUUAGCGGAAAACGCCAUCUAAGAUAUCAAACAAGUAACAGACUCUUGGGAGGAGACAAAUGCCCCCUGUGAGGGGAGUGGAGGAGGGGAGACCUGGAGAGGUCUGGACACAGGGCUCUGGGACUAGCCUGCUCAGCAGGCACAGGGAAGGGUGUGAAGCUGUUCUGAGUUCUGCACUUGGUGGCAUUAUUAUCUCCAGCUCUUGCCAACGAAACAGAGACUCCGGAGCUCAGGCUGUGGCUAGAGCAGGGAGCUUGGAGAAUUCCGUUCCCCGCGCUGGAAGGGAGUGCCAGAGGGUGAGCCGAGGGGCAGGGACGGUGUGUCUGGACUCCAGCGGAUAGAUCAGGAGCCCUGGAGUCUAUUUCCAACGCUAGCAUUUCCUCACCAUGUGACAGUGGGCAAGUCCUGUCCCCUCCCUGUGCCUCAGUUUCCUUGUCUGUAAAAUGUUGGUAACAGUGCUGACCGGCCUCACCAGAGGACUGAUUCAUACUUGUAACAUGCUUUGGGCUCCUUGGGAGGAAGGUGUAAUAAUGUCGGUGCAGAUGACAUCAACCGGGGGAGGGGUAAAUAACACUGAGGACAGUCACUGAUACAGGGUGUUCUGGAUCGCUUGGUAAGCUGGGUGUGAGCAAACCAUGUGCAGGGAAGUUCUCUGGCCUGUGUUAUGCAGGCGGACAAGCAGACUCACUAGAUGCUCACAGCAGUCCCUUCUCACCUUAAAAUCUCUGAAUUUAGGUGCAAACUAUUCUUUGACCUUGUAAAGUCGGUGCAGGCCUGCUUUCGGAUCUUAGCCAGAGUUUGUGCAGGAUCUGGGCACCUCACCAUUAUGAUAUCAAUCCAUGUCCCAGUCUCCUGAGGACGGAACAGACUGGUCUGGCUUUUCCAAUUCCAACUCCCAGGAGACCCCCCGGGACUCCUUGGUGCACGGCUCACCAUAGCUGAAUUCCUCUCAUUUCAGGGCUUACUGCCAUGGGAUUUGGGGCGUGCUCAAAUAGUUCCCCUGUAUCCCCCCCUCCCUCAAAAGCCCAUACACGCAGCAGUACCCCCUCCAGAGCUCAUGAGCCCUACCUUGUGAGUGGCCA
Messenger RNA from Chrysemys picta bellii (western painted turtle), 2132 nucleotides. RefSeq names its product pituitary homeobox 2-like. NCBI's taxonomy places the organism in Eukaryota, Metazoa, Chordata, Testudines, Emydidae. The record is from RefSeq and is a predicted model, not a curated record. Gene Ontology annotation, biological process: regulation of transcription by RNA polymerase II; anatomical structure morphogenesis. Gene Ontology annotation, cellular component: nucleus. Gene Ontology annotation, molecular function: RNA polymerase II cis-regulatory region sequence-specific DNA binding; DNA-binding transcription factor activity, RNA polymerase II-specific.